CAAACAAUGAAUAUUUGCCUUCAAUCUCCUGACCACACAGCAUCUGUCGUCUUUGAAGCCCGAGGCCGCUAGACAUCAUGUCUUUACCAUCCAAGCCCCCUACCACCGUCAUCAUCAUCGGGGCCGGAAUCUCAGGCCUGGUCACCGCCUGUCAACUGAAACGCACCUACAACCUGGACAACUACUGUAUCUACGAUCGACAGCCUGGUGUAGGAGGAACGUGGUGGGUGAACCGAUAUCCAGGUUGUGCCGUGGACGUGCCAGGGUUCUGCUACACCUUCUCCUUCGCCCCGAACCCUGACUUCAGCGAAUGGUUCCCUUCACAGGCCGAGAUCCUGGACUACCUGACCGGCAUCGCAGACCGCUACGACGUCACGCCACAUUUCACCGGCAACACCGAAUGGGUCGGUGCCGCCUGGCGGGACACCACCCGCACCUGGCUGGUCACCUUCCGGGACCUCUCGACCGGGCAGCAGUUCACGCAGGAAUGUCGGAUCCUGAUCUCGGCUGUCGGGGCGCUCGUCAAUCCGCUCCCAUUCACGGCCCCAGGCAUUGAGCAAUUCGAGGGACAGAUCAUUCACACCGCAAGGUGGCGCGAGGACGUGGACCUGCGUGGCAAGAAGGUGGCGGUUAUAGGCAAUGGAGCAUCGGCUAUCCAACUAGUGCCUGCAAUCAGUGAGCAGGCAAGCCACGUUACCCAAUUCAUGAGGACACCGCACCACAUUGUCCCGAGCACGAACUACGGCAUCACCGAAGCAUGGCGAGCGGUCUUCCGCUAUCUCCCGUUUCUGCUGUGUUUGCUCCGGUGGGCGAUGUUUGUGUACAUGGAAACCGGGUUCUCGCAGUUCCAGCGCAGCAAAGAGGGUCGUGUGAAUCGAGCAAGCGCCGAGAAAUCGAGUCGGGAGUAUGUACACAAAGCUGCGCCGGAAAAAUACUGGGAUUUGCUAAUACCGCAAUACGAGUUCGGCUGUAAGAGACGGCUGUUCGACCGGAGCUAUUCUGCAGCUUUACAUCGAAACAAUGUUCGCCUAACGAACGACCUCAUCGCUGAGGUCAAGCCACGCUCAAUCGUGACACAUUCCGGGGAGGAAAUUCCAGCCGACCUGAUCCUUUUGGCAACGGGAUUCGCCCUGACGCACUACGAAACGCAGCUUCGGGGCCGGCAUGGCCGAACGCGUGAAGAGCACUGGCAACAGUAUGGAUCCAAGGCCGCCUUCAAGUCGAUAGCCAUGAGUGGAUUCCCGAACUUCUUCUAUGUGCUGGGCCCGAACUCGGGCGGGGUCCACACGUCGACGACAUUCCAGAUUGAAAGUUACGUGGACAUGAUCAUCGCUUUGAUCAGACCGGUGCUGCUGAACCAGGCUGCUCUGGUUGAAGUCAAGCUCGGUAGUGAGAAGGAGUAUACUGACGAGCUUCAUGCGGCGAUUGAUCGCACAGUACAUGACAGCUCCUGCUCUAGUUUCUUCAUCGACAAGUUGACGGGCAAGAAUUGGUUCCUCUACCCUUGGAACUCUCUCCACCUCUGGCGGUCCACACACUGGGAUAUCUCUGCGGAUUGGAUCUACGAACGGUGAAGCUAGUGUACUUUCUCUCUUUUUUUUUUUUUCCCUGGAUUGAUUUUGUUCUUCCGGAGCCAUCCGAGCAGGUGUCAUUCCGUGGGUUUGGGGCUGGCUGGCUGAACGCGCUUCGGCUGGCGAGAUUUCAGCCACAUUUCUUUUAGCGUCAUGCCAGGCGUCCCUUUGCGGUUAGUUCGAUCUGUUGGUCCUGUAUAAGCAGCAUGUUUGGUGGUCUCGGUCAUGGUAUUUGCAAGUUUGAUAGAUCAAGGUAAUUUUGCUGUAUUGUUUGUACUAGUGUGCUGCGGUGGGAGAUCUUUUUCGACAGUGCUAGGGGAAGAGAACAAGCCUCUUGGUUACGGCAUUGCCGAUACGGCUCAGCUGU
Molecule: messenger RNA, 1938 nt
Organism: Aspergillus aculeatus ATCC 16872
Lineage: Eukaryota; Fungi; Ascomycota; Eurotiomycetes; Eurotiales; Aspergillaceae
Product: flavin-containing monooxygenase
Exons: 9
Coding region: 78-1574 (498 amino acids)
Molecular function (GO): flavin adenine dinucleotide binding; NADP binding; N,N-dimethylaniline monooxygenase activity
Source: RefSeq, a predicted model, not a curated record